CGGCUAGCGAAGCAGUGCGCGCGCUCCCGCGAGAUGCUGCAGCUGUGCAGGUGGUGAGGUGAGGCGGGCGGGAUGGACGGGGGUGGGGGGCAGUGCUGAUGGUGUGAGUGGAGGAGGAGGAGGCCGCUCGCUCGGUGGCAGGCUCGGCCUUUGUCUCGCUGUGUCCGGGGCUCGGCGGCCUCGCUGCUCCCUAUUGUCUCCUCCCUGUACCGGGGUGUGCGGCCUGGCAGCGAUCCGGUAAUGGUAAGGCCUGACACCACCUGUAAUAACACCGUGUAAUCACCGGCAGGGUCAUCAUCGACAGCACCACAGGCUUCCAAUAACCUCCAUCAUCACCACCUCCAUUAUCCCCAUCACCACCUCCAAUAGCUUUAUCUUCAUCACUACCACCUCCAUUAUCCCCAUCACCACCUCCAUCAUUAUCACCAUCACCAUUAUCACCAUCACCACCUCCAUCAUUAUCACCAUCACCAUUAUCACCAUCACCACCUCCAUCAUUAUCACCAUCACUACCACCUCCAUUAUCCCCAUCACCACCUCCAUUAUCCCCAUCACUACCACCUCCAUUAUCCCCAUCACUACCUCCAUCAUUAUCACCAUCACCACCUCCAUCAUUAUCACCAUCACCAUUAUCACCAUCACCACCUCCAUUACCACCAUCAUCUUCAUCAUCUUCAUCAUCCCCAUCACCACCUCCAUCAUUAUCACCAUCAUCUUCAUCACUACCACCUCCAUUAUCCCCAUCAUCACCUCCAUUAUCCCCAUCAUCACCUCCAUUAUCCCCAUCACCAUCAUCACCACCUCCAUCAUCACCACCUCCAUCAUCACCACCUCCAUCAUCACCACCUCCAUCAUCACCACCUCCAUCAUCACCACCUCCAUCAUCCCCAUCACCACCACCACCUCCAUUAUCUUAGUUUCUCUGAUAGGUAAAUAGGCUUUAUUACCUAUCACUUCCCUCAUUCACUCUCCCCAUCCCAUGCUUUACCUUAUCCAUUCACAGACAAUGUUCCCUGAGUCCCUCACUCACCUCAUUCCCUGGGACUCCUUAACUAGGAAAGCCUUCCAUCACUUCAUUCACUCACCCCUUCUUCUAGAGCAGGGGUCCUCAAACACCGGCCCCCUAGAUGUUGCUGAACUAGAACUCCCAUGAUUCUCUGGCUAUCUAUGUAAUUCAAUGAAUCAUGGGAGUUUUAGUUCAGCAACAUCUGGGGGGCCAGAGAUUGAGGACCCCUGCUCUAGAGCUUCUUAUAUCACUGCCAACAGUCAUUCACGCACCCUGUCCCCUACGAUCCCUUACAUCACUUCCUCCAUUUAGUUACUCACCCUGGCCCCUUGGACCCUUUCCAUCACUUCCAACAUUUAUUCACUCACCCUGUCCCCUAGGACCCCUUUCAUUACUUCAUUCACUCACCCUGUACCCCAGGACUCCUUCCAAUUCUUAUAUUCACUCACUCACUUACACUGACACACUAUUCCCUGCCACCCCUUCCAUUGCUUACAUUCACUCACUCCAUUCCAAGGGAUCACUUAUAUUGACUCACUCUAUUCUGUCACCAACUAGAUCACCUUAUUAAUUUGGAUUUAUUACAUCGGGCAUUCACUCGCCUCAUUCACACUUGUUCCAUUCCAGAGAUCAUUUCCACUGUUCACCCCAUUUGGUGAUCCCUUUCUUUCACACACUCCAUCCUGUGAUCGCCUAUCAUCCAUCAUUUUAUCGUGAGGGCCCUUUCCAUCGAUCUCUACAUCCCAAGAACAAUAUCGAUCAUUCAUUCACACAUCCAUUCAUUCACUUACCCCAUCCAUCGCGCAAUCCUGGGAACUGCAUUAAUUCACACCUUUCAUCCUGGGGAUGCCAUUCACUCACACUAUCCAAAGAUUGCCAUUUCUUCAAUAACUCUAUCCCUGGAAUCCCAUUCAUUUGCCCCGUAGAUUUUAACAUUUCAUCAGUCACCAUAUCAUUAGGGCCACUUAGUCACUCUCUAUUGUCAGUGGUUACUCCUACAUCCUGUCUUUUCUUGGGAACCAUUGAUCAUUCUACGGUAACUCUUAAUAUGUUCCUGGGAACGGCAUCUCUAGAAUGUGUUAAUUGACCUUUCCUUCAAUCUGAGACUUUAUCAUGCUUUGACAUUCUAUCAGUAUAUCACCAGUACUUUUUAUCUGUCUUUUUCAUCACUAAUAUCCCUAUCUUUCUUGGCUUUCUAAGAAGACCUCACUAGGACCCACAUAAUGGUCAAUAAUUACCAUUAGUAAAACUCUGUAGGAUACCCCAGCUUUGUUAGGACAAGUGAAAGUCACCACGUACCUUUCCCUCUAUUUGACAUUGUGCUAUAAUGCAAAAACUACCCUUAUGUCAAUGAAUUGUCUUUUAUUCAUGUUCCAUAACCAGUAAUACAUUCUGGGGCAGUGUCGUUAACACUUGCCACAAUAUCAUCCAGUAGUAUAACAUGGUGAUAUACCAUCUUUAACUUUUAGGCAUGAUUGGACUUCACUGGAUGCCAGUUGCUGGGGUUCCAUAAUGGACUGCAUUUGAUCAGCAUUUGACAAAGACUUUCAUAAACGUAUGAUAACACAAAUACAUGUGGCUCUCAAAUGUCCAUGGAUGUCUGAUAUUUGUCAUAUUCUAUUGGCCAGUAUUUUGAAGUCCAGUAAAACUGUGUGAUAGUCCUCAAGUCCUUGGAAGAGUAAAGAUGCAUUUCAAAUCCAGAUGCUGUCCAAAUAGGUGUGUUUCCUAAUACGCUGGCUUUUUGUGCUUAGUAGUGAAUCCAUGUCUGUUUGCUGGUAGUAUAAUUAAUUGGCCUAAAAUAUUGCUCAGUGCGUUUUGUUAUUAUUUUUUUAGCCGUGAAAGUCUACCAGAUAACUAAACCUUUCUAUAAGAGAUUUUUAAUAGUGUUUUUUGCCUUCUUUUUUCCAAUACAACUAGUGUUCCUUAAAUAAUAUUUAGAGUUCUUAUAUUGACUAAAUUAUAAUAUGCUAACAAUGGCUUUGCAGAAUUUCAGAUGUACAGUCUUGACCUAAUGAUAUGAGAAUUUCAUGUGGAAUAGAGGAGUGGAAUUUAAUUUUUAUUAUCGUUAAAAGGUAUCACUCAAUGUGCAAACAAUUUGGAAUUCCAUUAAAAUUUUUUUAGAUGGUACCUAACCCCUUCCAAACUUUUUAACAUGCAUCUUAGCGAAAAUUAUAAAUGCUGGAGAGACUGCGGUCAAAUUGGUGAAUUACUCUACGUCUUCUAUUCGUGUCCCAAAAUUAAAACGUAUUGGCCGAAAAUUCGCGAAUUAAUUAAUCACAUAUUAGAAUUCAAUAUAAUAUUAUCCCUGUGUCUUUGUCUCUUUUAGAAAAUUCCAUCUAACCUGCCGAGAUACAAAAAAAUUAUACUAGGCCAUCUUCUCAUAUCCGCUAAUUCCAUCAUCUUUUGUCAUUGGAAGUCACCCCCUCUACCAACUGUGGGUGAGGUCUUAUAAUAAAAGGUGUGAAUUGGCUUUUCGUAAUCCAUCUUUCACAUCUUUAUUGCAGCAUGAAUGGUCAAUUUGUUAAGAUGAUGUGAAAGAUAAAUUCAGAAUUUAACCCACCUGACUGAAUACAUAUUCUGCAUCCUGAUUUUUUUUUUUUAGUACCAUGUUGCAAUUAAUUACGUCACACUUUAUUAUAUUUCUGUACAUAGUUUACUUAUUUCAUAUACAAAUAUUUAUAUUUGUGUAUUUUAUUAGAUUGCAUGUUUAAUUUUGACAAUGGUUUAUGUGUGUGUAUAUGUAUAUAUUAUUAUUGCGAUUUAUAUAGCGCCAACAGAUAGAUAUAUAUUUAUAUAAUUUCUUCUUUUUUUUUUUUCACACAAUAAUCCCGCACUCACUGCUCCCGGUCUUGUUGUUGCCUGGGUGCUAACUCUGACCUUGGAAUAUAUAAUGUCUUGUUGAAGUGCACUCACAGGACUCAGCAAUCUUUUAAAUCGUGCUUUUUAUUGUAACAUCAAGUUUUCAAUAAAAAAGGUGUCGACGUUUGUCCCACCGGACUUUUUUCAAGAGAUAUAUAUAUAUAUAUAUAUGCCAAUGUUGUAUGAUAUAUUAUUUUAAAACCUUAAUAAAAAAUAUUUGACGUAGAUGCAACAAUUUUUGUUAUAAAUUAUUUGUGUAAUGUAUAGAGCUUGCCUAUUGUGAAGAUAUUGGAAAAAUGUCACCUUUCUUGAUCUAUUAAUGUCUUUUUGAUGAAGCUCUUACACACUGACAAAUAUUGUAAUACUUAGUUGUGUUUAAUCAAAGCACACUAUUUCAGUUUGCUUUGCACGUGUGUUUACUUAAACUCCGCACAAGGCGUUUCUUUGUUAAUUUUGACGGAAGCGGUUAUAUGCACACCCAUAUAUUUUGCAAAGAAAGAUUUGGGUAGGUGGCAGGAUCUAGGUAUAAUCUUACACUUAAUUGGACUUCUGGAGAUUUUUCAUUUUCGAUUAACUUAUCCUAUUAUAGUAUUUUAUUGCUUUCUGUAAGUAACAUAUAUGAACAGUUGUAUUUGUACUACUGCUUAUAUAAAUAUACUACAUAGGCAAAUAUAAUACAAUACAGGUUAGACAUUGCUCAAUGUUUUUCAUACAACCUAAUCUUGCAAUUGAGUGAUAUUAAGGAAUGUUAGCAUCACAGAUUUUGCUUGUAUAAAAUGCUUAUUCAACGUCAAGCCAUAUGUAAAUGCAUGAGAACAUCCAGCGUCAGAUUUUUCCCCAUAGGAAAACAUUGAUUCAGUGCUUUUGUAUGGGGAGGUCUAAUGCACAUGCAGCAUUUGAUGUGCAUGUGUAUUAUUAUUAUUAUUAUUAUUUUAUUUAUAUAGCGCCAACAAAAUCCGUAGCGCUGUAGAGCCCGCUCGUUGUGAGGAGGAGGGGGCAGAGAGUCGACCCAGCGCCGAGGGACAUUGACGCUGGGAUAAAGCACCCAUUGGCGCUGGGUAGGAGGUGGUGGGAGGGAAAGGGAUUGGUAGUGCCAGGAAUACAACUUUGUAUUCCUGGCACCACAGUAUCCCUUUAAGCUAAAUCUUUACUGAAUGCUCACUUAGAAAGCUAUAGAUUAACUAUUUUCAACUAUUUUUUUUAAUGCAAUUUAAGUGCAUGAUGUGUACACAAUCCUGUCAUGUACAAGAUUGAUGAGGGCAUAUUUGGUUAGUGUGUACCAACAUCCUGGAGGCUUCUGUUCUUACUUUGAAUAACACCCUUAUUUAUUUUUCCUAUUUUACAGCGAUCAUUUUGAUGAUGGUGGUUCCUGGGACUUUGCCUGGUGUUCAGCAUGAUAAUGAGAUAAAUGCUUGUGAAAGAGUUAUGGAGAACGAUAUCGAGAAUGAUUGCAGCUCAGAUCUAAAAGAAGUACGAAAGCUGCAGGAACUAGUAAGACGGUUGGAAAUUCAAAAUCAGCAGUUAAGGGGGAAGAGGAGCUCUCAAAGCUUUCAGAACGACACAGAGGUUGACCAUCACCUCUCCGCUUUACAAUGUACGGGAGUUAUGAAUAGCAUGAAUAUCCAGACUGAGAAAGGAGAUCGAGAGAUUAUGCCAAAUGUACAGACUAAGCACGAUCAAAUAAGCUCAGAGAAAGAAAACAUCCCAAGUUUGAGGGUGGAUACACAUAUGCCAUAUGAGAAGGUGUGUUCUGACCCCAAGCCUGAUUGUGAGGCAGACAUUCACUGUGAUAAUGAGGACAGCUGUUUCUUCAACCUCAGUAGCAGAGCAGAGCUGGAAGAAGCUUUGGAGAAAAUGUCUGAACUAAAUUCACCUGGAGAUCUUGUAGAUGUAUUGGAUGAAACUGCCCUUGACGAAGUGGAAGUUCUGGAACUUGGCUCGUGCAGUGAGGACGAGGAGGACUGUUGGUAUGAAUUGUACAGCUUACCCUUCAAAUGUCUCUGUCUGUGUGUAUGAAAUCAAGCUGUAAUGUCCUGAAAUAAUCUACAGAGCCUUUCUAGUGAAAUGUUUACCAUGGUCUUAUCCUGUCUGUGUUUAAUGAAACUCAUUGUUUUAUUUAUGAGAAUUAUUUUAAUGUGUUUCUGAAACACUUAGAUGUUGCUUUACUAAGCAGUGAAUUUACUACUAGAUUGCAAAAGUUAUUUCAAACAGCCAGCAUGAGUAACGUCUCAAACUUCGUUUUAGAACAUGCCUUUUUGAUCCUGAAUUUUGUAGGCUGAUUUAUUUCACCAAAAUUCACAGUUCAGAGUAAAUCUUAAUGCAAUAUUUAAAUUGUGACUGUAAAUUUUUAACUCAAUGGUUACCACCAUAAUAACUACCCCAUUUCAGUUUACGUACUCCCACUUCCCCUCUUUAGCUCUCUGACAGUGCCUUUGUCACAGCUGUGCACAUGUGUUUUUGAAGGCUUGGAUGAACCUUGUGUAUAACCCAGACUGAGAGCAAACAGUCCUUAUUCAACAGUAAAGCUGCUGCUUUUGGUCUGAACACAUGUUGGGCAGGGCUUUAUGGGAGGGUAAUCAAAAUGCACAAGCCAAAAUGAUGGGCUUCUGAUGGGCAGAGCCUUAGUCUGGUCUCAUCAGUUGUCUGUUUCUUCAGUUUUUAAAUGCAGCGGCUGCAGGAAUGUUUUAAGGUGAGUAUUUUGGAGGUCAAUUAAAGUCUCCUAAUUUUUUUUUUUUUUUUUUAAAUCUAUUUGUGGCCCUCAAAGCAUGAAAUUCAUCGUUACUGAAAAUAAUUGUUGGCAUAUAUACAAGGACAGGAUCAUAUCCAGGAAUUAAAGCAAGUUCUGCCAUUUAAUAUCAGGAUGUUUCCUCCUCUUGGCCAUUCCUGUGCACAAUGCACUUUGUUAUAGUUACCAUUAUUGCAGUUCCUUCCCAAGUCUUUUAGUCAUUGAAACAAUUACACCUUUUACCUUAUUCAUACACAGCAUUUAUUCUAAACAGCACUGCGGCUUUCUGCAGUAUCCAGUUACGCGGAAACAAUUCAAAAUCUUGAAACAUUUAUUAUGUACGCAGUAGAUGGAAAAGAAGGGAAAACUUUGACCUAGAUUUUCUGCUACCACUUGCUGGCGUGUCUCGUUUAUUCAGUGUACAGCUUGGUGAAAAGCCUUGGAUAGCAGUUGCAGGUUGAUCGUUUUUGCGUCACAGUUUCCAGAACGCUUUUGUGCAUGGGGAAUUCCAAUGCAUUUGGGAUACUGGUUGACUAAAGGAUUAUUUUUCUGUAAAUUAAUAACUUUUAUGAUGCAUGAGGGUAUGUACGCUGCUCGGUUUCUCCACUGAUUUAAAGAGGAAUAGUUAUUCUCCUCAGGGCUACACUGCUAAGAUGUUUUCCAGCUUUGCGUUCUAAGACCUUCUGCACCCAAUAAAAGGAGAAGUACUACGUCCCAGGAUUUUUUAAUAUAAACAUCUUGUAAUAUUUUGUUAUUUAACAAGUGUGUUUGAGGUCUGAAAAUUUAUUGUAGAAACCCUAUUGCUUUUUUCUGUAUUUGUCUGCCCUUCAUGCUUUGCCCUUUACAUCAGAGGCUGUGCACAGAGAGGUGAAGAAACAAUGUUUCUCCUACAAUGCUGUGUUAACAGGAUUGAGGUGAAUUGUCAAGAUUAGUGUUAAACCUUUUUACUAUUUAAAGGGGGUAUUUUAUGCUCCAUUAAAAAUAGUCAAACCGUUUUUGAGAGCAAUAUUUCUUUUCCUGAAUUAGCAAUAUCAAUUCUGUCCGUCUUUAUGGAAUUAAUUGUCUGAGAGUGUUAGCUGACCCUCAUUAGCCACUGACUUCCUUCCAGAGUUGGGUAAAACUAGUAUUGCUAAAGAAGAAAGGGGACAUCCUCUUUAGAGAUUUUUAUUCAAGAGUGGUUUGACUUCGUGUCUGAGUUAAGUGUUAUACUGUUUUAAAAUGGUCUCACUUUAAACCCAGGGACAGUGUCAGGGGACUCGUAACAUCACCACUGCUACGGAAUCCUCUAUAUAAUAAUGUAGAGGUUUUUGUACACUAAACACAUUUGACAGUUGUAAAUCGUAUAAAUGGAUAUAUUAUCCUUUUUGCAAUUAAAUUAUAUCAGUAUUGUAAAGAUGAGAAUGUUUUUUUUUUUUUUUAACGUAUAGUUCUUUUUGUUUUACAUUUGUAUGUCUCUGUAUAAAUAAUUGUGUAUGUAAUGUCCUAUCUCACUGUGCUACAACUCAUUUCUGCAUAACCAAAGCAAUGAAAUGUCUACCUGUAAUGCUUUUAGCAGUCAAACAAAAGGUUAGAUUGCAACCAUGAAGAAAUGUUAUAUAUAAGAAUGCACUCUAGAAUAGCAUUAGGAAUACAAAUGUGUAUUCCUAACGCUAUACUGCCUGUAAGUGACGUUUAGGUGACCUGGUUCCCACUGCCACAAAUAAAAGGGUAGUUUUGCUUACAUUUUUUUUUCCUUGCAUUGCUUGCUUCAUGCGUGAAGCUUGAUGAUCUUUGCCAGUGCAAUGUUUCCCAUAGGAAAGCAUUGCGAGACGUGUGCAGGCACAGCAAAACACAGGGCUUUGCCUAUAGGAUGGUCUCUGAGAUCAUCUGAUAGAAAUAUUUUGCAUAAGUGCAUCUAGUGGCUGUCAGUACGGCAAUGUUUUCAGCUGCAAGUUUAAAACGGGGGCCCAUGUGGCCCAGACCACCCUAUUUGGCUGAAGUGGUCUACAGGAUUUCUUUAAUCUCUGUACUACCCCUUGCUACUUAGCAAAUAUACAUACAAACCUUUAAAGGAGCACACAAUGAGAAUUUUUUUCUUUUUAAACAAUUUAAUAGCUAUACCUCCAAAGAAAGCAUGUACAUUUUUCCAAUGCAGGUGCUCUGGGCAAGUGUCUGCCUCCAUUUAUCUUCACAGAUGACCAGGGAGAAGUAACAGGAUUCAUUUAUGAAAGUGCUGUUUUCUAUUAAAUUCCCUUGUAGUCUGCUUAAAUAUAAAUUGCUCACAUUCUUACAGCCCUAUAGCUAAAAUGCUUGGAGGGGGUGUGUUCCCCACAGUAUAUGCAGAUGGAUCACCAAGAUGCUAAAAUGAAAGCAAAACAGGUUAACCAUUCAGAAUCAAAAUAAGUAUGUGAUGAGAAACAUGUACAGCAAGGGUUCCCAACCCAGUCUUCAAGUACCCCUACCAGUCCAGGAUUUAGGGAUAACCCUGUUGUGUCUAAAAUGUUUUCCUUUCUUUCUAAAAACUCAUUAGAUACAACUGGGUAAUCCUAGACUGUAAAGGGGGAGUUGAGGACUGGGUUGGGAACCGCUGAUAGAGGGACCAGGUCCAAACAAACAUGGGAGAGACAGACAGUUGUAGUUUUGAAUGUAUCAAGAAAGGCGACGUUGGAAUAUUUUAAUGUAAGAUAUUUUAUUAAUCUUAAAGUGAAAUUGUAUUGUUUAUCAAUAUCUUCAAUUUUUGCAUUUGUUUUGGAAACCUAGUGAUCCAUACAUUUCCGCUAAAAGGCUGCAUAAAAUAUUUGAGCGGAGUAUAAAGGCUCACUAUUUAUCUAAUAUGUAUAAAUUUGUAGUCCUAUGCUAGUAGCCAGGCCUUAAGUUACUAACCAUUGCAAGUUAUAUUAUACCCUCCAUGGGUGAAUUUCUACUCGCCAAUGGCUAGUGACAGGUGGAAAGUUAGAGCUCUGCUUUUAACCCCUUAAGGACACAUGACGGAAAUAUUCCGUCAUGAUUCCAUGUUAUUCCAGAAGUUGUGUCCUUGAGGGGUUAAGGUUCUUAUUCCUAUGCAGUUUGUACUAUGUUACAUUUGUAUCUAUCCGUUCAUUUUGUUUUUGUCUUUAAAACAAUCAGUAAAAAAAAGUCCCCUUUUGUCCAUUGCCUACAUUAUUUAUUCAUGGAAGUGUGCUGGCUUUCAACAUAUUUAAAUUGUGUGGUUUUUCUUUUUUUUUCUUUCCUCUUCCCAUCAGGCUCUAUGCAUCACCAAACAAAAAUGCAGCUGCGGAACAGAAACCAGAUUCUCCCUUAAAAUGGUGCAGGCAGGUACUGGACCAUCACAGUCCAGAGACAGAAGCUGCUUGCCGCACACUGAUUGGCAAGCUUGAUCAAGGUAUGUGCAGUGACUAGAGUUCCACAUACAUUCAAUGGGAUUUAAUAAGGUAAACUUAUAGCUCCAAAACCGCCUUAGUGCUUUGCUGUGGGUUACACGGUCUAUUGUCACAUAAAAGCUAGUAUCGCAAUCUUUUCUAUGAAGCUAUGCAUUGUAAGGUGGCUCAUUGUUCUCAUUCAAAUCUAUUUCCAUGGAUAUUUUCAUAACCCUCAUCUCUUGGAAUCUUGCAGUUAAUUUGCAUCUCAUUUAUUCAUCCUGGUUUCAGAUAACCUGGUUAUGUUUUAAAUUUCUUUUCAUUUUAGCAAGUAGAUGGAAAAGCCUGUACUGCAGCCCGAUGGCUUCGCCAAGUGCAUUUAACCCCAGCAGUGAUGGCAGCUUCUGUAACAAUUCAUUAAACUCACCGGGGUGCCUCAAAUCCACUAACAAACCACUACUAACAUGUGGCAGCUCAGGUACGGCAUGUUCUGUGAUUCGUGGAGUGCUAAUUGCAUGUUUUCUAAUGGAAUGUUCCUGAUUGCCCAUUUCCUUAACAAGCACCUUACAUUUUCUACAUCUUACCAUGGAGUUCUAAUUUGCACUCAUCGUUCCAUUUAACUUAUUUAAUAUACUAAAUAGAGGCUUAUAGUAAGUUAAGAACCAGCUCGCUAGGUUUAGUCCAAAAUAGUGGUGGUUGAGAACAUUUCCAGCUUGGUUGAUGGCUAAAUCCUUAGGUUCCUCUGAGAACUGCAUGUUUUCCUUUCACAGAAAUGAAUGUAAUUCUUUUUGAUCUGCCAGUCAUUUAUGGCAGCGGAUACUAAUACACUUGGCCCUCUUUAACGCGGGGCAAAUGGGGCAGCUGCUCCUGGGGGGUCCAAGAGCAGCUGUCCAGCUGCCCUCAAUGUCUUUGAGCCCCAUGGAUCCGGCGGUGCGGCUGCACACAAAAGGAGGCCCACCGGGCGCUGUACUUCUUAAACAGCAUGACCCGGCCCCUUUGUGUUUGGCAGCCGCCUGAGUGGAAGUGACUGCCGCGAGUCACUUCCUCCCACAGAGAAAUCAGAGCAUGUGGGAGGGGGGAGGCUGUAUGGAGGGGGCCAGGAGUGCAAGAGCCUAACACCGAACUACCUCAGCCUGCCACUGGACCCCAGGGAAACCACCCUCCUGAAAAAGGUAAGAACCUGGAGGGUGGCCAACUGUAAAAAUAGAAUGUGUGUUUGUCUGUGUUAGUGUGUCUGUCUGUCAGCGAGUGUGUAUCUGCGUGUGUGUUUGUGGGGCAGUGUAAGUGCAUACACCCCUGCAUUCAAACUACAACACUUUUAUACAAGCACACUCCUUCAUUGAAACUACAAUACAUACAAAAUACCUGUUUUUCAAACAUCAAUAGCACAUACAAACAUACUCCUACAUUCACACAAACAUACUCCAUACAAAAACAUGCUUACAUUCAAUCACACAAACCCUGCUCAGUGCUAAAUACAACCUUGCAAGCACAGAAAAAUGCAAAGCGUUGUUGGAGGUGCACGGCAGAUGGGGAUUCACCUUUUGGUCACCCUUGCGACAAGAGGCACAAACAAUUCUUGCACUAUGGCCCUCUCUUCUUUAGUGCCAUCACUGCGAUGGGGUGUAGGUUGUGAUUGCAUGCCAGUGAGCUGGAGAUGGGGGAAAUGGUCCAGGGGGCCCAAGCUAAUUCUUGCCCAGGGUCCAUUUAAUAUUAGACUGACCUGGAUAAACAUUUUCUUAUUUUCUUAGUGGCAUCACAUGUAAGCUCACACAUCUCCUUUUGGGGUCUUUUACAAAAAGAUUAUUAUAGUGAUUAUGGUGCAUGGAAAAUAUGGGUGCAAAUCUGAUUUUUCAGCACCCAGACUCCUACCUCUCUGUCUAUAGGGUAAUGAGAAAUUUUACUGCCUUGCUUUCUGUACAGGCCUACAGAUCAUUCUGAUCCAACAAGUUGCUAUUCACUCUUUGUACUACCUUAAUUUAAGCUGAAUGAUUUGAGCUUUAGCGAUUUUGACUUGGCUGAAUACUAUUACAACCCAACAAUGAACGCCUGUCUUUGCAAAGGGUGUGGAAAAUAUGUGUAUGGUUAGUGUGAUCUCUUAUGACAAAGGGAGUCUGAAUUCUUGAUGCUCUGAAGUCUGAGUUCCAUUAUUUUUCUUUUUUUUGACAAAGAGUAAAUACACCAUCACUACUAAAAUAGAUAUUGUAUAUGUUGGACGUUUCAUAUUUUUAAAUGGUCACUGUGCUAGGUAGAGCUAACCGAUGUGCGUUAUACAGCAUAGCGCACUGCAGUUUGCGUAACAUGUUUUCCUAAUGAAAUGAGGCAUAACCUUCCAGGAUCUAGAGUGGCUUCCUAAAUGUGUUUUGGAGCUUACAUGCACAAACAUUAGCCUGUUUGCAGUGGUGAUGUUUCCAUAUACCAACUGUUGUCAGUGUAUGCAAGUAUGUGAAUAUAAUGUACGUAUGUGUGUAUAAUAUAUACACACACACCACCACCACCAGUUUUAGAGAGGUGUAUGAGACUGGAAAAAGUACCCAAUUAUCUCAUUUGGUAAUCCCCUUUGCUUUCAAAAAGACAGUGUUACAUACUCAAACCAUAAAUUCAAAGGUCACCUAGGGGAAAUUAGUUAUUUACAAUUAGAUCUCUAUGAAGCAUCACCAAUAUUUACUUUGUAAUAUAAAAAUCUAAAUGUAUGUAAUUGUGUGUGAGAAUUGCGUCUUUGACUGCUGAAUGCAAAUCUUCUGGAGAAAACAUCUGAUUUUAUUCAGUCACAUGCUUUGAAAUCCUCUGAAAGAGGAGGUGCCACUUCCUAGGUUUUUUUGACCUUAUGUUUACCUAUCCCCGGUAUUUAUGUGGCAAAAAUAAAAUGGCACCUCAAUCUCCGCUCCCUGUUAGAAAUUGCUAGAAACUUUGUCCUUUGUACCUAGCAGUCGGCAUUGAGAAAGUAUUUAGAGAAGAUGAGAAAUUAAACAGGGGGUUAUGUAUGAAAAAGUUGGGUUCUGAAAAAUACUAAGUGGUGCAGUCACCAUGGAAACCAAUAAAAACAGCAGGCACAUUGCAAACCAGGCACAUUUUCAUGUGUUUAUGCACCACGAUUUAGAAUAGGCACUUUUUAUAGAUUCCCAAAAUUUAUAAUUUGCCUUUAUAUUUGCAGUGUGUGCUCUGUUGUGCCUGAACUGAAAUGGAUUGAGACACAAUUUUCCAAAUAUUUAUUAAUUUAAAAUAAAAUGAAGAGGUUAACAUAAGACACAGGCGAUUUUCAGUGUUUUAUUCAGCUUUGUAAUUUCCACACAAGAAAUGGUUCCCCUUUAAAGGGACACUAUAUAGUUACGAGAACUACAACCUAAUAUAGUUGUUCUGGUGGGUAUAGUCAGUACCUGUGGGCUUUUUGCUGUAAACACGGCCUUUUCAGAGACAAGGCAGUGUUUACCUUAGUGCCUAGGAACACCUCUAGUGGCCACUCCUCCUGGGGCCAGCACUGCCGUUCAGCAUAGAACGUGUUUUCCUUUAAAAAUUAGUUUUACAAUUCCUGCAAGAGCACAAUUAUGCUAUUAACACCUACUUUUGAAAUUUUCACUUGAAUGACCAUCAUCUCUAUGAUAAGAGUAAUGAAAAAUUAAUUCAACAAAAUCUAAAGAAAAGGUAAAAUUAAACAUAAACUGUUACGUGUAAAGUGAUUAUACAAUGUGCAAUCAGUGAGUCAGCUAUACCAUUGAUGUCAUGUUAAUUAAGGUACUUUACAUGGUAUAAAAAGUGACAAAAGACAAUGUAUUCUUAUACUCGAUUGUGCCAUGUAUGUACUAUGCUAUACAGCUAUUCCCACCAGAAUGUAUUGCAACGACACACCAAAAAUAAAAGAAAUUAAAAAAAAAAAAGUGACAAAAGAACAAAUUAAAUGUAAAAGUUAUUUUAUUUUAAAAAAAAUUCAGUGUAUAAAAGUUUAAAGAUUUCUUGUUAAUUAUUUGAUCUAUACUCUAUUCUUUAAGGCUAUUUGAGUAUCCAUUCCGCUCUCAGCUCUCAGUCCUCGGUAGACAGUGAGUUGAGUACAUCUGAUGAUUCAAUAUCUAUGGGAUACAAGUUACAAGAUUUGACUGACGUUCAGGUUAUGGCUCGUCUUCAAGAAGAAAGUAAGACAUGAUUUUAUUCACAUUGAAUAUAGCACUCUUACUUGUUUUCCUUAAUCCUUGUAUAUUAAUCCCCUGCCAAUGUGAAUUCUCUUCUGCACCAUAUAAUUGUGUGUGUUUCAUUAUGGCAGCAAUGGUAAAUGUGUUUUGUCACGUGGCAUUGAAAAAACACUUUUUCUCUAAUACUGGAUGUUGGCCAGUACCAGCUGGAACAGGUCACUUGACUUUCUGGGUUGCACUGAUGCCUCUUUAAAGAACUCUAGAGUAAGAAUUAUAAAUGUCUUAACUGUAAUGGAAAUUGAACUCUUUCAACACUCAGAAAAAUUCCUCUUUUCAAAUACCCUUUCACUGCUUUGUAUUUGGCCUUCUGUGUUAAUGGCUAUGCUCCAAAAAUGUUUACUUAUUUUGCAUUGCUUAUUUAUAUAAUUCAUAACCAAUGUUUAAAUUUACAGGUCUCCGGCAGGAUUAUGCCUCUAGCUCUGCAUCUGUUUCACGGCGCAGUUCUAGUGCCUCCCUACAUUCUCUCAGAAGAGGCACCUUCAGUGAUCAGGAGUUUGACACAUAUAGUCUGGAGGACGAGGAUGACUGUGAUUGUUCUCUGUCCUUUCGUAGCACUCAUAGGUAUUCCCCAUCACCUCUAAGUUCACCUCGAUGUCAAUCACCUUCAACAACUGGGGACAGCACCAGAGCUUCAACCUCUCGCAUUCGACCUCCAAGAAGAUCCAUUCAGAACCACAUGCAAGACCGGAUGAAAUAUACCAGCUGUGAAGGUUAAUCUAGAUGCAAGGAUUAUUAAGAAUGUUAUGUAUUUUCUGUGUGAGCUUUACUAAAGUGGCUGUGAAGGAAAUUAUAAAAGAUAUGUUACAUUUGAAUUUAUAGUAUCAAUGUACUCCACAGUGCUUUACAGUUAUACAAUGGGGAUAUGCAACUGCAAGAAAUUAACAGAUAGUAAUGUUAAUAAAUCCAAAUGACAGAUGCAAAUGAUUAUUUAUACUGCGUAAUCAUAAUUCUAAUGGUUUUCUUUUAUGUGAAUGUUAUCUUAUGUUGGCAAUAAUCAAUAUGCGAUUUUAAUAAUUGAACAGUUGUGGUGCAGCUUUCUAAAUUGUUAAACUAGACCGUUUUGUCUGCUGUAUUUCAGAUGACUUGCGUCACAGUAUGCCUAAUUUGGCAAAAACAAGUUUACGUUCCCUUGAAGCAGUAAGAAGCAGUCGUAGUCUGGAGUCGGAUCUCCAGGGAUCAAGUAGUCGAUUAACCAGGAUUCAACAUCCCACAACCAGUAUGUAUCUUUUAGAAAGCGGCAUGGCUAGAUUUCUGUUUAUGCAGUGAAAUUUUCAGUGCCUUUAUACUAUGGUUAAUCAAAAAAUUACAGGGUUAUUUACUAAAAUAUGAAUCUCACAUUUUAUGGCAAAAUACCCGAAGAUACAAAUUCUAUUUUUUUUCAGUUAAUUGUUUUUGAUUAAAACAUUAAAUUUACUUUGAAUCCCAGUCUAUUAACACUUUAGUGGAUAACCAUGCAGAGUUGUUCUGUUUAGGGUAGGGCAGUGAUAGCAUUUCACAAAGCAUUAAGACAUCUGGUUGGUGUAGGAAGAAAGAAGUUUGUAAUCUCAUGAACAGAUGUCAGCUGAGGGUGGUAGAUGCAAUCAUGCAGAGUCUAUAAUAAAACUGGACAAAAAGUUAUCCGAUUCCAAAUGAUAGUGAACUGCAAACAGAGGUGACUUAACAUAUGUUGAUGGUGUGCAAAUGUUUCUGGGUAUAGAUAACACAUUUUAUAUAAAAUGUAAUGAUUUUAAGACACAUUUUAAAUAGAAGGGUGAUAAAGGACCCUUCAUUAGUAUUAAACUGCUCUAAAUUGGUUUGGCGCUGUCCAGUCAUUCAGUGUAGAGGACUCCAGGCACUAUAACGGAUUCAAUAAGAUGAAAGGGUUAUAGUGCCUACAAUGUCCCUUUUAAUAAAUGAGAGCUAAAGUAACAUUGGGCAAAUCAAGAAAAAUAAUUUUGGCUAAUAUUGAUUUUGUUUUGUAGGUACUCCACCAAGCAAAUUACGUUUUGCUUCCAGCUCAGGCCAGCCUUCAAUGACAGGCAGACAGCCUAUAAAAGCAGGUGUAAGCACAGGUUCACUCCUUACCUCAAGGCAACCAAUCAAAUCAUCAGGUUAUGGUAACAAUUCUUCAACGGGUGUCCGUAAAAUGCAAUCUUCGUCUGGUUUGAACGCAUCCAUGUCAGGUGCUAUUUCCAGAACUGGAAAUGUGUCUCCUUCCGUUAAACAAGCUGGGGUGAAAUCUCAGCAACCUGCAGGAUACCUGGCUUCUAAAAGUAAAAUGGUUCAACCAUCCAGGAGGUAAGUACUUUCAUUUGGCACUGAUUGUUGUCUUUCUUUUAAACCUUGUUGAAUUGAAUCCUUUGAAUGGAGAUUAGUUUGGAAACCACUACUUUGAUGCUGUGGAAAUUAAUCUACAACCCUACUGCUGCUGAUGAAGUUUGCAGUGAAUUAAGAUCUGGUGUAAAGAAGAACUAGUUAAAAGUACAUUUUAAUGCUAUGUCCAACAACAAAAAAAAGUUUGAGGCCUCAAUCUAUAGAUAAACCAUCAAAUCAAUGGCGGAACUAAAAUAAAGAGAACACUGGGGCAAGAUAUUUUAUGGGCCACCAUCUAGCGCAAGAUAUGGCCAAAAGGUAAAUCCUUAACUGUCGUGCAACUACCACAAUGCUUUGCAAACUUGUGUUCUACCAUUUAACAUAUGUCCGUCCUUGUUAGUGUAUUUGAAUGUGAGCACAAUCUUGGAUAAAGUAUGUGAAUGUACAAGUGUAUUUGUAUUCACUGUUGCCAUGUAGUGGUGUGAUUAAAUGUAAUAUGCGUGUUCAUAUGCAGGUGUGCAUUUGUAUGUAAUAUUGGUGUGUAAAAGUAGUUUAAUAUGUACGCGUGUGGUGUUGGCGCUUAAAUGCAGGGGUGUGUCUGUGCAUAGUGUUUUUCAUUUGCAGGAUUUUUUGUUUACAGUGCUAACAUUUGAUUACAUGUGUGCAUAUGAUUGUAGAGGUGUGUUGUAUGUAGUGCUGGCAUUUGAAGGCAAUUGUGCAUUUGUGUGUAGUGUUAACGUUUGAAUGCAGGGGUGUACUUGUGUAUAGUUUAGUUUGAAUAGAUAUAUACACAUACUGACUGAAACACAGAUACACUGCCAUGCACACCUACUGACCGAUAUUUCCGGACAGACACACCAGUCAUAACUUACAUGUUUUAGCUACCCUAUUAUUUCCAUAUAUUUUGGGUACAAGAGUUUGGCUUCCUGGGCGUACAGGCGAUCUAGUGUUCUAUUCAUGCUUUCUGUCUGAAUUGAAAGCAGCACCAGGUUAAAUAUAAGACAUUGUGUGUCAUGUAAUUCAAAAUAUAAUCAUAAAGCGUGGGCUGCUUCACACUAGAAAUGAGCGAUUAGGAAGUGGUAAAUCAAAGAAUAUAUAAUGAAGUGUAAGCGCUCCUAUUGUAAAUCCAGAAAUAGUCAGUAAAAAUCAUUUUUAUUCAUAUUUAAAAAGAAAGACUAAAAAAACAAGCUGCUCCAAAGGUAUCAGUUCAAACACAACAUAUAAAACAAGUAUAGGCACACAGCGCAACAUCCAAGGUAGUAAUGCCAUAUAAAUAACUACAACCGGAAUGUUGCAAUGUAAGAAAUGUCUCAAAAGUUUAAAUAGAUACAGAACUUACAAUAAUUAGAGCAUGUAACCCAAGCCAGUGUCUCAUACACGGAACAAGAUGGGAAUGGGGUAUGUCAACUAAACUGUUGACUGGCAUAUAUUUAGUGACACCUUAAAAAAAGAUAGGGAAUAAAAAAAUAAACCACAGCAAUAAAUAUGGUAAAUAAUAUGAAUAAAAAAAGGCAUCGGAGUAAUUAUCCAUGGGGGGCCCCUCCACAAAUCCGCAUGAUGUUGAAGUCUUGAAGACUCAAGAUUGAAAAGAGAUCAUAUGAUGCCCAGCGAGCUCAACCCAAAGAUGUCUCAGUCAAAGGCCACGGAUGCUCUGCUUUCACUGAUACAUUGAACCGUGCUGUCUGUGAUACACCCACAGAGUUCAGGCACCGUACUGCAAUCGUGGAGCACACCAACUGGGAUCGCGUCAUAAGCUGCGGUCGGUAACUUUGGAAAAGGCCGCAGCUGCCUCAAAGGAUCAACGAUUUCUUAUCUCUAUGUAAAAUAGUGUGACAGUGUUCCCUAAACCUUACUUUCAAGGGUCUUGUAGUGUGGCCAACGUAUUGUAAGCCAUAUGGACCACAAAGGAAGUUACAAUUAAUCCCAUCAUAUGAAUAGAUCCCCUCCCACUACAGGCCCAAACUGGAAAACAUUGUAGCACAUAUAAUUAAUUGCAUGUAAGGCAUCGGUCUGCCACAUCGAAAAUUCCCUAGUGCUUGAUGGUUGCUAGGAUGAGUAACCUCCUCAGGGUUAUAUUUCGAAAGAGCUAGUAUGUUCUUUUGGUUUUUACUUUUCCUAAAAAUUACUCUUAGUUUAUCAGGGAUACUAAAUUUGAGCCAGGAUCCACAUUCAAAAUGGACCAGUGUUUGUGUAAGAUUCCAAUAAUCUUCUCAAAUGCACUAUUUUAAACCGUGGAAAAGAUUGGACCCUUAUUCUGUGAAACAUCCUUGGUGCUAAUAUUAGAUAUAUGGUUCGGGAUCUUCGUAUUCUUGGUCUACCUCAAGCAAAUGUAUGAUCUCGAUGUUCAACAGACUCCUGAUCAGGGUCGGUAGCUGCCAGAGAAAGAUAAACUUUUGCUCGAUCUUGUUUGAGGGAUUUGAUUAGUUGAGAUCUCUCCAUGCUCCUAACUUUGUUAUAGGUGGAAGAGAUGGGUUUGGGGGAUAUCCUUUUUCCAAGAAGCAUACAUUUAGGAUAUAUGCCUCCUCUUCAAAAUCUUUAAGGGAGAAACCAUUCCUCCGUAGUCUCGUCAAUUGGCCCAAAGGUACAAUGGAGAUCCAGGUUGGAUGGUGGCCACUAGGGGCAUGCAAAAACCCUUUCACAUCAACCUGUUUCUGAGAGAUUUUGGUACAGAUAUGAUCAUUUUCUCCCCACAAGAGUAGAUCCAGAAAUUCAAUCUUAGGUCUAUGUUUAUUACAUGUAAAAGCCAAUCCCCAAUCAUUGGUAUUUAAAUAGGAGACAAAGUUGUCUAUUAAAAGGUCGUCACUGGAACAACGGUAAAGCGCAAGGUGUUUCAUCCAUCGUGGGUUGUUCAAAAUAAACAACUCUUCUUUUUAAAAAUGAAUAAAAAAAAUUAUUUCUUUUACUGACCUUAUUUCUGGAUUUACAAUAGGAACGCUUACACUUUGUUAUAUAUUCUUAAAGCAGCAUCAACACAAUUGCCCCACAGGCUUAUGCACCCCACUCCUGAGCAGAUAUAGUGCAAAGUUCAAUGUAAUUAAAAAAUGUAGUGACAUAUAAACAAAGCAACUCAUGUACUGUGCUCACUCCAAAGACUCAAAAGGACAGUCACUCCCAGAAUAAUUCCAUUGAAGACCUUAGAUGGUCCAACAGCCUUUUGUUAAAAAUCUAAAUAUUUAAACUUUAUUCACCCCCAUUGGCCCUUGAAAAUUUCAAAAAUACUAAUAUUUGUGUAUUCAAGAUAACUAUCUCAAAGGAGAUGCAGUCUGCAGACAGCAUAAGUUGAGAUUCGUAUUAAAACCAUCUCUCUGUCUGCUCCUCCCCGUGCGGUGCUCUGUUAGCUGGGAAGAAGUUACUUGAACUCCCUUCCUCUCUGCACUGUUACCACCAGUACUUAUGUUAGUGCAUGAAAUUUAUUUUGUCAAUAAAAAGGCAAUCAAGAACAUUUUAGGGGGACAUCCGGAAAGGAGAACCAGUAACACUUGGUCUCUGGCUUUUGUGGAGCUAUGAUGCCUAUAUAGCUAUCACUAGAUGGUAAAGAGACAUGGAAGGUAUAGUUUUAACAUCUUGUGGGGCUCCUAUACUAUGGCUGGCAAAAAGCAUAGCAUAUGGCAGGAAUGCUUUCUGUUUAUUUUAACGUUUGUGUUGCAGAACCAAAAUGUAAAUAUGAUUUACAACUAUCCACAGUGCUUAUGCAAAACAGAUGAUUACAAGAGACAUAUCUGUGUGUACUGUAAAAUGUGCAAAUAUAUUUUUGAAUAUUUUGUAACAGAAUGUCAUAAGACUCAAUGUAGAACAGUUUUCUAUUUUUAUUUGAUUCAGUCAACUAUCAAAUUACUUGAUACAAUUGUAUGUGACUUAGAUUAACAAAUAUUUAGAUGUUUACUAAACAAAAUGUCUAAAGAGGCUCAAUGUUAUACCAGCAACAAAUCAAAUCCUGAGUUCCUCACAUUUUUUUGAGGAUUCCUCCGUCUUACUGCACAGUGGAAGGCUGAUAGCUAAAAUCCUGCAUGAAUUUUAGAAAGGUGUUUAUUUAGAAAAUUGGGCAGACUAGAUGGGCCGAAUGGUUCUUAUCUGCCGUCACAUUCUAUGUUUGUGUUUUGAGUCUUUUCUCUUAUUCACUCAAAUUCUUUUUUUUUUGUACCUGUUCCAAUUUCAUAAUGUGCUUUCCCCCCCUGCCCCAUAUAGGUCUCUUCAUUCCUCAAAGACAAAUAGUACACUGGACAGUGAUGACUCCUGGAAAGAAGGGUGCUAUUAGACUUCUCCAAACAGGAGUUUUACGCUAUCUCUUUUCUAGUCCAGCGGGCUGGACUUUCGAACAUUUCAGAGGAAGAAGAAAAACCAAAUUGCUAGCUUUUCUGAUCUAGUUGUCAAACUCAGACAUUAUGUCUCUUUAACUGUCAAUUCUAUUACAAGUUUGGCAUUCUUCAUACUUUGAUUCGGUAUGUGUUUUGUGUUGUUGCUUGUUGUAGCAGAAGUUUCAGUUUAAUGAUGGAACCUGUUCUGACCUAAACACUGAGCCAUUUAUUUAGUAGAAAUGUGUGUACUUUGAUAUGCCACUUACAAAUUGACCAUUUGCACUGCUGUGAAUGUUGCAUUCAUUUCUGAGGGUUAUAUAAAAUCAGUUGUUGGAAACCACCGUAGAUGUCAAAUAUAGAUGUCCCUAAGAGACCUUGUGUGUUUUUAUAUACAUAUUGUUUCUAUUUACCUCUUUGAUUUGCCAUUUCAAAGGCCCCAAAAAAAGUUUUUUUUUUUUUUUUUACUUUUCUAUUCCGCAGCAGAUUUUUUUCCAUCUGCGGGUUUUUAACAUCCAUGAUCAAAUUAUUUCUUGGAAAAAGUGUGAAUAUAAUAUACAUAUAGAUAUAUGGUUAUGAUAUUUAGGAUCCAUUUCGAGGACUAGAAAAUAAUUCCUGUGCCAGUAUAAAUGGUUUAGAUGAAAUCACAAACGAUGGUGCACAAUAUUUGUGUGGUUAUAUGGAGUUAAUUUGUUGCAAUGUGUAGAAGAGACAUUAAUGUUUUUGUGAAGUCUCCUAUGGUUAUUUUGCUUGACUCACCCUCAGUAAA
Molecule: messenger RNA, 21462 nt
Organism: Pelobates cultripes (western spadefoot toad)
Lineage: Eukaryota; Metazoa; Chordata; Amphibia; Anura; Pelobatidae
Source: the annotation of a GenBank genome assembly